AUGUCGACAUGGGGAGAACACUUCAGGGUCACCACCUAUGGUGAAUCCCACUGCCGCUCCGUCGGCUGCAUCGUUGACGGUUGCCCCCCGGGUAUGGAACUUACGGAGAACGACAUCCAGCCUCAGAUGACUCGCAGACGUCCAGGCCAGAGCGCUUUGACUACUCCUCGCAAUGAAAAGGACCGGGUAGAGAUUCAGUCGGGAACGGAGUUUGGUGUCACCCUGGGAACCCCAAUUGCCAUGGUGGUCCGCAAUGAGGACCAGAGACCCAAGGAUUACGGUGGCAGCACGAUGGACUUGUACCCUCGUCCCAGCCAUGCCGAUUUGACCUACCUGGAGAAAUACGGUGUUAAGGCCAGCAGUGGUGGUGGCCGUAGCAGUGCCCGAGAGACAAUUGGCCGUGUUGCUGCCGGUGCUAUCGCGGAAAAGUACCUCACUCUUUCGCACAACGUUGAGAUCGUGGCGUUUGUCUCAUCGGUGGGCAACGAACACCUCUUCCCCCCGACUCCCGAACACCCAACCCCGUCGACCAACCCCGAAUUCCUGAACCUCGUCGAGAAGAUCGACCGCAACACGGUAGACUCGUUCGCCCCGACCCGCUGCCCUAGCGAGGAGGCUGCAGCACGCAUGACCAAGGUGAUUGAGCACUUCCGGGACAACCACGACAGCAUCGGCGGUACCGUGACCUGCGUGAUCCGCAACGUCCCAGUCGGACUGGGCGAGCCCUGCUUCGACAAGCUCGAGGCCAAGCUCGCUCACGCCAUGCUCAGUAUCCCCGCCACCAAGGGCUUCGAAAUUGGAUCUGGCUUUGGCGGCUGUGAAGUCCCCGGAUCUAUCCACAACGACCCCUUCGUCGCUACCGAAGUGCAAACCCGCGACGGCACCAAGCAGCGUCUGACCACCAGCUCCAACAACUCGGGUGGUAUCCAGGGUGGUAUCUCCAACGGAGCCUCCAUCUACUUCCGCGUCGCUUUCAAGCCCGCAGCCACUAUCGGUCAGGCCCAAAACACCACAAAAUACAACUUCGAAGAAGGUGUCCUGGAAGCCAAGGGCCGUCACGACCCCUGCGUCGUCCCCCGUGCUGUCCCCAUCGUCGAAGCCAUGUCUUCUUUGGUCGUCAUGGAUGCCCUCAUGGCACAGUACGCCCGCGAGAGCGCGAAGAACCUCCUCCCGCCUUUGUCCAACACCCUUCCAACUCGCCCCACGCUUGGUAAAACCGAUGCAUCUGCUUAA
Molecule: messenger RNA, 1233 nt
Organism: Aspergillus wentii DTO 134E9
Lineage: Eukaryota; Fungi; Ascomycota; Eurotiomycetes; Eurotiales; Aspergillaceae
Product: bifunctional chorismate synthase/riboflavin reductase [NAD(P)H] ARO2
Exons: 3
Coding region: 1-1233 (410 amino acids)
Biological process (GO): chorismate biosynthetic process; aromatic amino acid biosynthetic process
Cellular component (GO): cytosol
Molecular function (GO): FMN binding; chorismate synthase activity
Source: RefSeq, a predicted model, not a curated record